AUUGAAAGAAGUUGGCAGCUCUGGCUGCAGCGAGCCCUACUUGCGUGUGUCUAGCUCCAGCAGAAGUGAGUGCGCGGAGAGGCGAGAACAGCGCAGAGCCCACUCAGGAAAUGCUUUAGGAAACACAUCUGAGUACGCCCUGCCACGGUUUAGAAAACUGAUUUAAGACAAUGUCGAAGUAUCUUGUUGUCCAGUUUGGUGUGUUUUACGCCUUACUGUUUCCAGGAGCCGUUGGUUUUGUUCCUCCUCCAACAAACGUCAGUGUUGUUUGUCACAAUUUUGUGAAUAUCCUCUACUGGAACUACAGUAAACCAACUGAACAGAUGAAAUUUGGCAUAAAGGUUGAAGCUUAUGAAAGUCCUUCCAAAACAGUGGACACCUCUCAGACAUACCUUGAUAUCAGCAGCUACAGCAGAAAUGCAGAUGACGAUUACUUAGUGUUCGUUACGGCACAAGAUGGGCAAGAGAAAUCAGAAAACGUCUCCAUUAGAUUCACCUACAGCAAAGACUAUUUUGAUAAGAACAAACAUAAAUAUAAAUGCUCUAUGGACUUUCCAGCUGUGAAUACAUCUGUCCACAAAGAUGUGAUUGAAGUGUUCUUUCAGCACCCUUUCAUGCUUCAUAAGCAAGACCUACUGAAUGAUGAAUUUACGUACACAAUCACACAUGAUGAGCAAAUGAUUUCAUACUCAUGUUUUGAGGAUGAGGAGCUGUGCACUGCAGAAAUCCACUUUAACCAAAGCAUUGCUGUACAGUGUGUGGAGCUGACGCUUGAAGGGAUGAUUGCUGGUAUUCCUUCACAUACCUACAGAAAUGUGUGUGUCCCUCAGCAGAUGCCGCCUGAGACCGACAAAACGGGAAUAAUCGCAGCUUUGGUAGGCGGAGGGACCAUUGUGCUCUUCAUUAUCAUGGGCUUUGUGUGGCUGCUCUGCAAGAAGUUGUCCCAAAUCCCCAAAAUUCCUGAAUUUUUGCGGAAUGUUUUACCUAGCCAGUCUCCUGCAACCCAACCCGAGACAAACACCAUCUCUCGAAUGACAUCUCAGGGACACACACCCCUACUAACAGAGGAGACUUUUAAUUAUGGUUCUACCCCCAGUUCCCCGACUGAGGAAGACUGCAAAGCAAACACUAUCCUUGAUGACACCGUAGUGGAUCUCCGUGAGGUUUCUGAAGAGGACAAGGAUGGUGGAGACUCUGAAGGCUUUGUCAGGUCGUCUGAUUAUGACAGUCCUAAAUUCCUGCAGGAGAUGGGUCCGGGGGACUUUACUGAGGGAUACGGCCCUCGACCUCCAGUGAUUUAGGUCUGAACGUGUGUAAGAGUGACACUGGAAGGUUUUUCCAUUUCUUAUGGAAAGAUGGCUUGUUCACACCAAGUCCUGGUAAUCAUUUUUUGGUCCAUUAACAAUUUCACACACUGAUCAGUAGGCUUGUGUGCACAGAGACAAAACUACAUUAAAAUCAAUGCUGUGUACAAUGCACGAUUCAAUUGUGGUGAGAGCGAUCUAGUUUAGGUGCGAUGUGCUGCAUUCACAGUGUUAACUACAGCCAUGGUGAGUUUCAAAAAACUGUUGAAACGUACAGUCAAGAGGGGGAAAAAGGGGGUAAUGUCAUGCCAGAAAUUUACCAGUACCUUUUUCAUGACAUUUACAGACAUCUUCAGUAAUACAGUGUCCUUGUUCCACAUGACACAUGUACUUACUCUUAUAAUAACAAUGAAUUAUGCAUAAUUGCAUGCAAGUAACCCCAAACCUAAUCAUAACCCUAACCAUAUAGUAAAUACAUAUAGUUAAUUAAUAUUACUAUUAUAUUACUUAAUAUAAUUAAUAACAGUACUGAAAUGCAGAUUUCUGUUUCUGCUGGUGGGUGCUCGAACAACCCAUCCCCCCUCCCCACCCAAAGUGCAGUUUCAGUCUCUCUCUCUCUCUCUCCAAACACAUUUUCACCACUGUUUCAAUGACUAAAUAACAACUGGGCUAAAUUAUCAUACACAUGCAACAAAUUAAAAUUUUCAAAAAAAAAUUUCUCAUUUAUCAGUAAUUAAUUAUACUAGGUGUUAGUUUUUUUUUUUUUUUUUUUUUUUUAACUAGAGUAUACUCCUUUGGAUGGUGAAUUUGAUGAAUUUACUACACAAUGUAUCUUGUUAUUUGGUUAUUAAAUAAUGUAUUUGCAGUCUGUGCGUUUCACAGACUGCAAAUACAUUAUUUAAUAACCAAAUAAUACACACAUUCUUUCUAUGAGGUUUGCGCUUCACUAAAUAAAAUUAUUUAAUAAAUACCUGUUUACAAUAAGCACUUAUUCGCAUGUACACAGGAUAAAGUUUGAGGUGGCACACGUGAGGGAGCGCAGAGCCGUGAUCACUAUAUGUGAGAGCAAGCCCGCUGCAAGCCGAGAGAUUCAUGCUGGCACCCUCUCAUAUUACAGUAAUGCACUGUUGACAUUUGCCAUUAACAUAACGCCAGAAACUUCCUCAAAUGAACUAUGAAAAUGAGAAUAAAGUCGUAAAAGCUGCAAUCCAUUUCUCAUUGAUUAAAAUGGACGGAGACUAUGUUUUUCCGUGGAUGCUCGAUCAUUUCAUAGGCGCCUAUGCUUAAAUGUAUAACUACACUGUAACAAGGACACCUUAAAAUAAAGUGUAACCACAUUUUCUACAAUCCUAAAUUACAGCUCAAUGCAAUGCAUAAUUCCAAAUUUAGGUACGCCUAAAAAAUUCCUGUAAACGCUAAAAAUCAACACCAAAAAUGAACAUGGUACGUUGGGCAGCAUUUUUACAGAUUAUGCUGCUUUAGAAAGUUAUGUGAAACAAUUAAUUUCUAAAGGAAUUGCAAAUAUGAUGCUCUAUCAAUCAACCAAAAGUUGCAAAAAUGAAAUUUUUACUGAAGCAUACUCUGAUAUUGGCUUCUGUUAACCAAUGAGAAUUUCAGAGAUUCUGAUCCUGAAUCCCCAUUUGCUACAUUUCCACUCGAUUUAAAAACUGGCCUGAGUUUUCAGUAAUAAAACACAUCUUGCACAUAACUGUUUAUUAAACGCUUUGGAAAGGCCACUCUAGCAUUUGAGGAACUAAAACUGCUUGUGUACGUGCAUUUGAGCCAUGACUUUUCUGUUUUCAUAAGGGUAUGUUGCAGGUUGUUACUAUUAUUCUUGAGUUCAUGAAAACACGUGUCAUAGCAUAACGUGAAUGAUGUGCUAAAUUCAGUGCUGCUGUAACUUUAAAAUCUGAGAACUUUGCCAAGCUGAAUAUAUAACAUGAUUAUGUCACUAUAUGCACACUUCUAGGCAAUGGUUUAUUGUUACAUGUGUAAAGUGUUUGCUGUGAUAACACCAUAUGUUUAAGCAAUAACAGGCUACAAUUAACUGGCGCUUCUCUAUAAUCUUACAGUUCCCUUGCUGAAAAUGUUACACAUUGUAGGUAGUAUAAAUAGAACAGCAUUACUCUGAAUGCCUUGUGAGCCAACAUUUUAUGAUAUAUAAAAAAGUAAUGUCAAGAUGCAAGUUCAAGAAAAAUUGUGGUAUGACAAUGAUUUUUAUUUUCUUUAUGCACUUUUUGUCAAAAUGCUUCUAUUUCUUUCUAAAAUUCUUCUAAUCAUAGUUUUUUUUGCUUUUUGAAAAAUUAAGCAAAUUUGCACUUAAUCAAAAUUGAUUGCAUUCAUGGCCUUGAUGACUUUACAUGUGUAUGUGUCAAGUUUCUUUACUUUGCACUCUUUUCUAAUGGAAUAGUAUUUUUUAUUUUUAUUUUUUUAUUUUUUUUACUUUAACUUGACGACUGUAUAUCAUGUAUGUUUGAUGUUCAUGUGCUUCUACACAUUUCAAUCACAAUAAAGUAACUGGCUGGCUGCUUCAAUA
Molecule: messenger RNA, 3840 nt
Organism: Cyprinus carpio (common carp)
Lineage: Eukaryota; Metazoa; Chordata; Actinopteri; Cypriniformes; Cyprinidae
Gene: ifngr1lb
Product: interferon gamma receptor 1-like b
Exons: 7
Coding region: 171-1301 (376 amino acids)
Molecular function (GO): protein binding
Source: RefSeq, a predicted model, not a curated record